GCAAUUUAGUCGAUUCGGUUAUGAACGAACCCUAAGGCGGAAGAAGACCCGUCCUCUCGCUGCGUGGCGGAUUGGUAUAUGAGAAGGAGCGGUUGCGGUGCGAGCUCUUCCCAGGGCGUAAUAGAGGUAUACGAGCCGUAGAGGGCGACGAGCGGCAGCGAGAACCGAGUAGAUGGAUCGGUACCAGAGGGUGGAGAAACCAAGGGAAGAGACCCCGAUCAAUGAAAAUGAAAUCCGUAUCACGACGCUGGGGAGGAUGCGCAACUAUAUCACGUACGCUACCAGUUUGCUUCAGGAAAAAAAUUCAAAUGAUAUUGUCUUGAAGGCGAUGGGGAGAGCUAUCAAUAAGACUGUUAUGAUUGUAGAAUUGAUCAAGAGAAGGAUAGUUGAUCUUCAUCAAAAUACUGUGAUUGGAUCCACAGACAUAACUGACACAUGGGAACCAUUAGAGGAAGGCUUACUACCGCUGGAGACUACUAGACAUGUUUCAGUAAUCAGCAUAACUUUGUCAAAGACAGAACUGGAUAUAUCUGCUGUUGGGUAUCAACCUCCUUUGCCCAGAGAUCAGGUGAAACCCUUGGCUGAAUUCAACUAUGAAGGAGAAGACUCUCCUUCUGGUCGUGAAAGAGGCCGUGGUGGACGUGGUAGAGGAAGGGCUCGUGGUAACCGUCCAUCCAAUUAUAAUGAUGGAAACUGGGACAGUAGAGGUCGAGGAUUCGCUAGAGGUGCCUAUGGCCGCAGCAGAGGCCGGGGUUACCGUGGGCGAGGCAGAGGUGGUUAUGGCGGACAGCCUGAUUAUCAGCAGGAAAACAGUGGUUACGCCUACAACGAUGAGGCUCCCAUACGGAACCGUGGUAGAGGUGGUUAUGGUGGACAGCCUGAUUAUCAGCGGGAAAACAGUGGUUACGCCCACAACGAUGAGGCUCCCAUACCGAACCGUGGUAGAGGUGGUUAUGGUGGACAGCCUGAUUAUCAGCAGGAAAACAGUGGUUAUGCCUACAACGAUGAGGCUCCCAUACGGAACCGUGGUAGAGCUCGUGGACGAGGACCGGCCCGCGGAAGGGGUGGCAAUUCUCGACCGAAUGGUUCGAUCCGUGAAAGCACCGGAGCCUAACUGGAUCGGUCUCGUUCACUAUGUUUCUACUUGUUGACUCUUGAUGGAUGCCUGCUCUUAAUCGGAAGAGAUUGUAGUUCCAGUGAUUACUUUGUUAGUCUUGCGUUGUACUUGUGGAUUCCAAAGGUUUAGGCAGCUGCUACGUGUUACCAUUUUUAUUUUAGGUCAAUUGUAGGGUCUGAUCAGUAGAGCAGUACAUUCUUUUAUUUGUUCAAGAGGUUUUAUUUAUGAUAAAUGAUCUAAUUUGGAAAAAAAAAAUGUUCUGUAAAAAUGAGUGAAUUUUUAGCACAUUGAUUGACUGCUUUUGUGUGA
Zingiber officinale is the source of this 1426-nucleotide messenger RNA. Its product is annotated as 5'-3' exoribonuclease 2-like. The record is from RefSeq and is a predicted model, not a curated record. Gene Ontology annotation, molecular function: RNA binding. Lineage: Eukaryota; Viridiplantae; Streptophyta; Magnoliopsida; Zingiberales; Zingiberaceae. The coding region runs from base 173 to 1114 and encodes 313 amino acids. The transcript has 9 exons.